UAUCGACCGAAUAAAGACUGGACACUUGGGCUAGUGCGUUAGGAUGCGUGACAUCAGAGACACUUGGAAAAUGUAUGCCUUCCGCCAUCUGCCCGCUAUCAAGCGUGAUCGACACCAGCAGAGUGGAAGAAGUGGUCGAACGCAAAAGCUCAGCGGCGCCGUAAGGGAAGCACGGCAGCAGCACGGAGUAAGCGGCGACGUCUCCGUCACAAAGCGCAAUUUGCGUCCGUUCAUACCAGCCAGAGACAUACCCGGACAGGCCUCUUGCUCAGGAGCCACGUACCUGAACUCUUCCAGACCAACGGCUGAUUGAAACGGGCAAGCAGAUACGAGUGAGGAACACCCACCCGGGAGCAUUACUACUUUGUCGCUGUCCAGUUGACGACGAGCGAUAUAUCACACACACACACCAGAAGCUACUGUAGCAACCUUGAGUAACAUGUACCGAGAGGGAUACCUUAUCAAGUGCGGCCGCAAUGCCUACGACCCACCGCAAUUAAUCUACUGCGUCUUCGAGAACGGAGUAGUCCAGUAUUACACGGAAAAAGGGGGCAUGAUCGUGGGCGAGCUCGAGAUGGCUGGCCACGUCACCAAGGUGCGAGUGGAGAAGACCACGCCUGGCAAGUUCCCGCAUCGCUUCACAGUCUCAGUGGCCGAGGUGGUUCGAGUGGAAGGCCGCCGUAUGAAGCUGGGCGAGCCGCGUAUAACCGAGUUCGCGGCUCCAACCAACGACCUGAUGAAGGAGUGGGCCAACUCGCUGCACUUGUGGCGUCGUAUGAACUGGAAGGAGAACGUCAAGUUCUUUGACAACUCGAGUGAAAUCUCGCAAGCGGAAGAGCUGGAGACGCUGCAGCUCCAGAUGCACACGCUCAAGACGGUGCGGGGCCGCUCCGUGUCGGCCAACAAGUUCAGGAAGCCGUUUGUCAACAUCAUGCACGGCCAGCCCUCGCCUACGAUCAAGAAGCUGCGGCAGAUGAUCAUGCACACGGGCUCGACGGCCUGCACCAGCACCGCGUAGGACGCGCCAUUUAUCAUUCGGUGCAGAGCUGGAAGCCAGUGCCGUCACGUUGUUUAUUAUGCAUGUCGUAUAGAGCCAUGCGACCGGUUGACAAAAGGCCAUUCACAUUGGCCUGGGUUACAUCGGGCCUCAUUUUGGUGUACGUCACGAGGUCAAUUUUUGUGUGUAUAAAUACAGAGCAACUAUUAUCAAGCUACAUUGCUC
This is a messenger RNA of Phytophthora nicotianae INRA-310, 1222 nucleotides long. RefSeq lists its product as hypothetical. Lineage: Eukaryota; Oomycota; Peronosporomycetes; Peronosporales; Peronosporaceae. The record is from RefSeq and is a predicted model, not a curated record. The coding region runs from base 440 to 1018 and encodes 192 amino acids. The transcript is spliced from 2 exons.